This is a messenger RNA of Meleagris gallopavo (turkey), 802 nucleotides long. The record is from RefSeq and is a predicted model, not a curated record. Lineage: Eukaryota; Metazoa; Chordata; Aves; Galliformes; Phasianidae.
GUUGUUGUUGUUUUUUAAUCGUUAUUAUUUUUUGGAAAACGGAAAGAGGAUGGGAUUCGAGCUGGAUCGCUUCAGCGGGGAAGUGGACCCCGACUUCAAGUGCAACCUGUGCAACAAGGUGCUGGAGGACCCGCUGACCACCCCCUGCGGCCACGUGUUCUGCGCCGGCUGCGUGCUGCCCUGGGUGGUGCAGCAGGGCAGCUGCCCCGCCAACUGCCAGCGCAUCUCCGCCAAGGAGCUCAACCACGUCCUGCCCCUCAAGAGCCUCAUCCUCAAGCUGGACAUCAAGUGCGACAACCACGCGCGGGGCUGCGAGGCGGUGGUGCCGCUGCAGCACCUGGGAGAGCACGCCGAGACCUGCGACUUCUCCCCCGCCAAGUGCCGCAACCGCGGCUGCCGCCAGGUGCUCAACCUGCGCGACGUGGAGGCGCACAUGCGGGAGCGCUGCGAGGCGCGGCCGGCCGGGCUGUGCGAGCAGGGCUGCGGCCUGAUGCUCACGCACGGCGAGCGCCGGAGCGGCGCCCACAGCUGCCUGCGGGGUGAAGAAACUAAAGCACUGACUCUCGUCCUUCAUCGUGACUCAGGCUCUCUUGGAUUUAAUAUUAUUGGUGGCCGACCGUGCGUGGACAAUCAAGAUGGUUCAGCCAGCGAAGGAAUUUUUGUAUCAAAAAUAGUUGACACUGGGCCUGCUGCUAAGGAAGGAGGGCUGCAAAUUCAUGACAGGAUUAUUGAGGUAUGUGAGUACACUAUCCAGUCUCUUUUAAUAGUCCGAGUUCUGUUGUCGUGUCUUCAAGUGGCAUGA